Durusdinium trenchii is the source of this 1665-nucleotide messenger RNA. NCBI's taxonomy places the organism in Eukaryota, Dinophyceae, Suessiales, Symbiodiniaceae. The record is from the annotation of a GenBank genome assembly.
AUGGAGGUGGUGAUCCAGCUCAAGGAAGGAGCGAACCUGGCCGCCCACAGUCAGGAUGACAUCCUCCGGGCAGUUCAGGACGAAUACUUCAACCGCUACUUGUCACAGCUCGGCAUUGCCCCGACCGCUGCGAACAAGGCGCAGAUGAUGAAGUUCCGGCCGAUGGAUGACUGUGAAGUCCACGGUGUUUGGGCUGACGACACCUCGGGCUUUGCCUCUGCGCUGCGCAUCGCCCCGCCCCUACGGCACCGAGUCGGCUACCAAGAGAGUGAGCCUUUGGAUAAAGAUAUCAUCAGCCACCUCUACGGGGAGGCAGAGGACAUUCCCGUGGAGCCGCCCAAUGUCCCGGGGCGCACCAUCUUCCCCGUGGACGAAGAAAAGAUGUUCCCUCAGGAAGAAAGGUGGAAGGUCACCGAGAUCAUGGCGGAGCUGCACAAAGCGAGGGGCGACUUCCAAGAACGCCAGGGUCGACGCUCCCGGGCGGCAGGCCCCACAGGCGGGGCUCACCCAGCAGGGGCUAGCCUGGACAGCGACCAGCGGCAACGAUUCCGACAGGAGCUGGAGAUGCUGAAGAGCAAGUACAUCUUGCCAUAUGCCUGUGAACGCCCAGUGCAGGAGGGAAGCAAGAGAACCCAGUUGAUUCCUUGGGCACCCAGUGGGCCCUUGGAUUUGCCGCUGGAUGGGGAUGCCCAACAGCAGGUCGCUGAACCCUUAGCGAUUGAGAUUGAGCAAAUUCAAGUGCAGAUCAAGGCAUGGGUCCAGGGUCAACUACCACUGGAGCUCCUAAGUUCGCGCGGCCGACAAGAGCCCCAGCUCCUUUCAGAUUUGCGUGCAACGCUCUGGCAGACAGAGGUUUGUCAGUUGAUUGGCUUGCUGGCGCACUUGCUCUACUGGCUGGCUUUCGCUUGCUGUCGAAGGCCGGAGCAUCCUCGGCUCGGUCAGCAUGCCUUGCAAGGAAUGGUGGCAGCCGCACACGAGCAGUGGGUGAGCUUGGAGCGGAGAUAUAAGAACAGCAAGUUGGGCAUCAGCUUGGCGAUGCCUUGCCUUCUACUCACGCUCAAGUAUGGCAUCGAAGUGUGCUUCGAAUCUCAGUAUCCGAGUCUCUUCGGCGAGAAGACCGGCGAAUGGGCGCUGCGACAAGCUCUCAUGGAGCGCAUCAACACGCUGCUGAUGCGACUCUUUGACCCGGAUGGGACCUUGAGCCGCUUCGGGCGAUUAGAUGCGGCGGAGAACCCCUUCAACCUCUACAAGAAGCUGGAACUGAAGGCUGCGCAAAGCAGCCCCGGCGGCACGCGCUUGAAGCAGUUGCAAAGCCGCGCCGAUCGAGCCACCCCACUGGUGCGGGCCGCUUUGCAGGGUGCCGGUGGUGCUGAGCACCCCAAGACCCGACAUUUGCUGGGCGAGCAGGCCUUGGGCACCGGCGUCGUGGUGCCCUCCGACGAGAGAUACCGAGACAAGCUGUUGAAGGCAGCACACAGCCGGAUCGGAGCGGUGACUCCGUGCGGUCUGCCGCCGGUCACCACGCCACGUCGGAGAGACGCACAGGUGAGAGAUGCUCGACGAGGCAGACUGAGCAGUCGGCUCGCUAAGCGACGCACUGAGCACCUGCCUUCGGCGUCCGGGGCAAGAGGCCCUGGUCGCGCAUUCGGUGGGAGAUGUCCCUGA